Anoplopoma fimbria (sablefish) is the source of this 1627-nucleotide messenger RNA. It is a transcript of the gene mmadhca, whose product is annotated as metabolism of cobalamin associated Da. The record is from RefSeq and is a predicted model, not a curated record. The transcript has 8 exons. The coding region runs from base 201 to 1169 and encodes 322 amino acids. Lineage: Eukaryota; Metazoa; Chordata; Actinopteri; Perciformes; Anoplopomatidae. Gene Ontology annotation, cellular component: mitochondrion. Gene Ontology annotation, biological process: cobalamin metabolic process.
UCUUAAUUAGCUCCUGUUUCUACCUGCUCAUUGUGAUAGUUCAUUCAUUCAUUCAUUCAUUUUCCAUAACCUGCUUAUCCAGUUAAGGGUCGCAGGGGUGCUGGAGCCCGGUGCUGGAGCCGGCAAUUUAGAGUCUUCAGUGGACCUUAGCUGGAUGUUUUUGGACUGUGGAGGGAAGCUGGAGAACCCGGAGAGAACCCAUGCUGACACGGGGAGAACAUCCAACAAAACAGGUUAAAGUCAAAGGCAGAGGGAGACGAACCACAAUGUCCAGUAGUGUGCUGUGUGGCCGAGGCAGGUUGGUCCUGUCUAAGACUGCUGGCCAGCAAGCGUUAGCUGCCCUCCGUGUCAGCAGAACCAGAACCUUCUCUGCUGCGAGCUCGGAUGAGCCUUACAUAGCUGUAUCACACACCGACUCAGGCCCCAGGACCGUGUGGCCUGACGAGAACAUGGGACCAUUCGGACCUCAAGACCAGCGCUUUCAGUUACCGGGUAACGCUGGCUUUGACUGCCACCUGGAGGGCAUGGAGGACCAGAAGAGGACCCCGGUCCACAGGACGGUGCCGGACGUACUGACGGCGCCAAGCUGCACGGAGAGACACCAGUUCAUACUGGCCCAGUUUGUUAGUGAGUUCCAAGGAAACCUGGGCUCUAUAGACACGAGAGUCCACAAAGCUGAGCAGUACUUUACUCAGACAGAGACAGACUGCUCCAUAAAUUCCUGCCCUGAGCUGCUAAGAAAAGAUCUUGAGCUCAUGUUCCCGUCAGCGCCCACCACUUCCAUCACAGUUGUGACGGUCACACAGAGUAACAGUCGGCGUGAGGAGGAAGCAGAGCAGGACAAAGAUAAGCAGCUGCACAAAUUUGUGAGCGGAGCGAAGGAAAUGUGCUUCGCUCUGUGGACUGCAGGCUACUGGGCAGACUUCAUUGAUCCGUCAACAGGAGAAGCUUUCUUCGCAUCUCCAUCAAGUCAAACCAAACUGCACACGGAGGAGGAACUUACAGAUUUGGGCUUCCACAUCGAAGUGUCGGGCUCCUGCACAGUCAUUCGCCACAUCCUGAGAGGAACGCCUCAGUUUGUGGGGACCGUUUUCACCAACGCGCCCGCUCACAGCGCUGCCAUCGCGAGACUACAAGGACUUUCAAAUGUGCUCGCCGAUGAGGAAUAGGCUUUUAAAAAAGAUAUAUAUUUCACAGAAGGAAAUCCAAACCACGUCUUAUUUAUGGUUUGAAGAAGCUUGGAUCUUGUUGGUGUUGGUUGCAUCAGUCAAAGGUUGCGAAAGUUUGUCUUACUGUAAGGACUUGACUGAGACUCUAAUGUAGACCCUGCUCGCCCUGCACUACAUCAGGGAGAGAAACACACUCGGAGACAUUUCAAUAUGUAACAUCUGCUGUUUGAAGAGUUUGUAGACGAUGUUGUCACUCCAGAGCCAUUUAUUUGAAAUUGAAACGCAGAUAUCAGGUCAAAAACUUUUCAUACGAACAUGUACAGUGUUGUUUUGUUUCCUCUUAUCUGUUGCACAGACUCUAAAGUAGUGUGGGAGUUGUUUGAGUUGAAUCACUACGGUUGUGAUAGUCAGAACUGCUGAGCCAAUAAAGUGACUUCUCAUACGGCUGCAAUGAUGCU